Molecule: messenger RNA, 1464 nt
Organism: Cephus cinctus (wheat stem sawfly)
Lineage: Eukaryota; Metazoa; Arthropoda; Insecta; Hymenoptera; Cephidae
Exons: 1
Coding region: 1-1464 (487 amino acids)
Biological process (GO): DNA integration
Molecular function (GO): nucleic acid binding
Source: RefSeq, a predicted model, not a curated record
AUGACUUCGAUUAACGAGUGGAAUCACGUCGGAACGAAGGAGAACCCUGCAGAUUUACUAUCUCGAGGUGUUACUCCGAACGAUUUGAAAGGUUCUGAGUUGUGGUGGAACGGACCUCGAUGGCUGCAAGAUGAUGACAAGACUCAAUCAGAAAUACAAAAAGUUGACGAGAACGAGAUAUACGAGGUUAUCAAGCCAGUCCUAAUCGCGAUGCCGAUUCAAAACGGCAUCGAUCCAUUCGCUAAAUUUUCAAUGUUCAACAAGCUCGUGCGAGUUGUGGCAAGGUGUAUUCGAUUCGCUCGAGCGUGCAAACAAGAAUCCGAACAGAAACUUUCAGGACCGUUGUCGUCAGAAGAGUUGGAGCAUGCUAGAAAGUGCAUUAUAAAAAAAGAACAACGCUCUGCCUUCUUCAAGGAAUUGGGUGCUCUACGAGAAGGAGGGGAGAUUUCAAAGAAAAGCAGGUUGAAAAGCAUAAAUCCAUUCAUCAGCGAUGACGGUCUGUUGCGUGUUGGUGGCAGACUGCAAAACUCGCAUCUCCAGCAUGAUGCAAAACAUCUCAUUGUAUUGCCACAUCGUUCCAGGUUCACGGAUCUCAUCAUCGAACACGAGCAUCGUAGAAUUCUACACGCGGGAGUUGGUGCAACGCUGGCUGCAGUGCGCCAGUCGUACUGGCCGCCCAGGGCGCGCAGUACCAUCAAACGAAUAAUCCACAAGUGCGUCAUCUGCUUUAAAUCGAGACCUCGGAUUUCGGAGCAAAUUAUGGGUAAUCUCCCAAUUCAUCGAGUAAUUCCAUCUAAGCCAUUUAGCAGCACCGGAGUCGAUUUUUGUGGGCCUCUAUACGUACGAGAUGGUAAACGACGAAACAGUAAACGUAUCAAAGUCUACGUCGCAGUCUUCGUCUGCAUGGCCACAAAAGCUGUACAUUUGGAAGUAGUAUCGGAUAUGACAACAGAAACAUUUCUUAACGCUUUCAAGUGCUUCAUCGGUCGUCAAGGAAAACCAGCCGAUGUAUUCUCCGACAAUGGCACAAAUUUCGUGGGAGCAAAUCGUGAAUUGGAGGAACUGAGAGUUCUUUUCGCGCAAGAAGAACAUAGGAGCAAAAUCAUCGAUAAUAAUGCAAUGGACCGAAUCAGAUGGCACUUUAUACCAUCACGAGCCCCGCACUUCGGCGGACUUUGGAAGGCGGCGGUUAAAUCCUUUAAAACCCAGUUUUACAAGGUGGCCUCGGACGCGUCAUUAACGUUUGAAGAAGCAUCGACACUCGCCAUUCAAAUUGAGGCAAUUCUUAAUUCGAGACCGAUGACAGCGAUGUCCUCAAAUCCAAACGAUAUGAGUUAUCUAACGGCUGGGCAUUUUUUGAUCGGCAGCGCAAUAACGUCUUAUCCAGAGCCAGGACUCGCUCAUCUCAAAAUAAAUCAACUGUCAAGAUGGCAGCACGUGGAGGAAAUUCGCCAGCAUUUCUGA